AUGUCUGAUACAGAGAUCGUACAAAAUAAAUCUGAAGAAGCUUCGAAUGAUUUCGUAGAAGAUGGAAGUAACAAAUUGGUUGUAAAAUGUAAAUUUUGUGGUUCGAAAAUAUUAGAAAAGAAAACUGGAAAAUUUGUAGUACAAGAGAUGAAUCUACCUCUAAUGCAUCAAGAUACAAGAAAAGAGGGUGAAUUACAAUCAGAAAAAAUAACUGAAUUUUAUCAUGUAGAGAACAUGUAUACAUUUGAGAAUAUAGGAUUCACUCUGACUGUCGAUAAUUACAAGUACCUGAGCUGUGCCGAUUGUGAUGCAGGGCCGGUCGGUUAUUAUGAUAUGAACACAAAACAUAGUUAUGUAGCAUUAUCUAGAGUAGAACAUGCUUAA
Danaus chrysippus (African queen) is the source of this 384-nucleotide messenger RNA. Lineage: Eukaryota; Metazoa; Arthropoda; Insecta; Lepidoptera; Nymphalidae. The record is from the annotation of a GenBank genome assembly.